GUUGUAGUUGUGGGCGUGGGUCUCGCAUUAACAGGGACCGGUUUUGCCUGUAUUUUUCUGCCCACAACGCUCAUCAUAAACGACUAUUUCCCUGAUAAUUUUGUCAUGAUGAACACGCUUUCCUUGUAUGGUCUGACUGCAGGUGCAGCUUUCAUACCGUUCAUCGUAGAAAGAUCGCAAGAGGCUUACGGGUACCACGGAAGUUUUCUGAUUAUAGCCGGUAUUGGUUUUCACGUCAUGGUGUGUGCUGCGGUAAUCCGUAAACCAAUUAUGAAGAAAAUUAAAAGUCAUUGUCCUGAAGCUAAGACGAUGGGACUGGCUCGAACAGAUAGCGAGAUGACAAGUAAGCUUAUACGACCGAAAAAUAACAGCGCUCUGGAAUCAAGGGGUAAAGAUAUUCCUUCUCAGGAACAUCAGUCAACCAGUACAGGAUCUGAUCAGUCAGCGAUUUGGCUUGAUGACGUUGCUGCUGCUGUGACCACUGAACACUUACCACUGAUCACUGAAGAAGACAACGACGAACCGGCGGGGGUGUCUGCAGGGACAUCGAAGGGCAAUGCCGAACCUUGGUAUAAGUUCUGUUGCAGAGGUCUCACCUUUCAUGACUGGCUGGUCUUGUUUAACAUGCCAUCGUUUUACAUCUUCUCAUACGCAUUGUACGGUUGGCUGCUGUUCUUGGUACCCCAUGCCGAAUCCCUUGGAAUUACCAGUUCCCAUGCGGUAUUUUUAUCCUCCUUGGCAGGUAUUGGAGGUAUCUUAGGAAGAACAGUGUUCAUUAUUCUCAUUUCUAAAAACGUCGAUCCUUUCUUGAUAUACAUCCCUAUUGGUAUUGUCUGCACCCUGACUUUUCUCCUCGACUUCACCGGGUCAGGGUAUACUGUACGGGCCGGUUUGGCGUUCGUCCAAGGCAUUUGUUUCUUUACUGAAGAUACUAUGCCUUUUGCCGUGGUAAAGAAGAUUGCAUUAGACCCAGACAAAUUCAGACGAUUUACUGCAAUGGUACAUUUAUUUUUGGGAUUAGGAGCAACUUCAGCAGGUUAUAUGACAGGAUUUCUGUUCGACAUAACUCAAUCCUACACCAAGGUCUUCAUGUUCAUCGGUGUUCUUCACUUUGUUUCUAUGGUAAUCUUGAUCACCACCGUUAUCUUAUUGAGAACGCAUUCACCGAGGAUCACCACGGAAGGGAACAAGUGACGUCAUGAAACCGUCCGUUAACACAAAGCACCGGGACUGAUCGUAUUGUUGACUUCUUCGCUUGAUCGCUCACAAUGAUGAAUGUAAUCAAGCUAUAAUUUAACACUGCAAUCAAUCGCUAAAGUUAAAUAGUGUUACAGGACCAAGAUCAGUGACUAUAUAGGAGCCCUAAUUUGCUAUAAGCAAAAAUAUGAGUGGGCAUUUAAACGUGAAAAAUGUACGGUUCUUCGUACAUGUACUUCCUGAAAUGUAAAUAAUCAGGACUAUGUAUACUGCUUAAUAAUAUGAACAUUCGAUCUAUGUAGAUAAAUGUUUUUCCAUUCAGCUACUUAGGCAAGUAAAAGGGAAUGAUAAUAUUGAUUGCAAUACAAAACAGCUAUACCUUACUUUGGCGCAAAUCAAAAUUUGCAUCACUUCUAAGAAUACCAACUGAUCAUACUUGAUAUGUAAUACUUAUGCAUUUCAUGACAUGUUUUUUCCCUUGAAUUGAGGAUUUGCGAGGUGUCAUUUCUUUUUACGUCACUCACACGAUAGAGUGACCCUGUAUCCUCGUCACUGAUUUUGCAGAUUGCCAGAAGCGACGGGAAAUCGUCAUAUUUUAGUCUGUUAUCCUGUACUGUCUAAAAUUAAAAAGUGUAUUUACUUUUUAUUCAAUUAUUAUUGAGUUGUGAAAUGGUUAAGCGUUAUCAGCUUCAAGAAGAAUAUGUUUGAGAGAAAAUCAGUAUAAUCAGAUAUGUUAAUAGAUGGCGCCUUUAACAACAUGAAGUUUAAAUCAAAGGUCAUUUGCUUCAGAAACAACUGUCAGUACAUUUCCACAAAACACAUAUCAUAAAGCAAACCCAUUUUAAGUGCGACGAGACGAUAACUAAAGUAUUAGGCCCACAGAACAAUAAAUGUCGACGAUUUAUCUGAUGGUCCAAAGUCCAAGGUAUGAUUUAGAAGUUGAUGUGAGCUAUGAUUUCAUUUUAAAGGGUGGAUGGUAGAUUAACACCGAGAAUCAUAGACCGUGCACUAAACAGUAUAUAAAUUCGCGAGUAUUGGUCCUUUAGUGUGGGGUAGAAAGAGAGAAGAAGAAGAAGAAGAGAAGGGAGGGGGAGAGAUCAAGGCGGGGAUGAGGGAAAGGGGAUUAUAAAUGAACAUGGCAUUAGUAGAAUCGACAAGGGUAUAUUUAUUCACAUAUUGGAAUCUUAAGUGCAACAGGAGUAAAUUAGCAAUUUUAUAAAUAGAUUUUAAAAGAUCUGUUUGUCAGAAUUGUUAAUUUGCGUUUUCCAACAGUUUGCCAAUAUAACAUCAUAAUAGACUCAAGGAAAAUGCAGUUGUAUAUUUCGACAGCUACUUAGAUGCUGCUGCAACGUCCCCUAUGCAGAAGCUGCGAUACUUUUUUUUUGUUUCAGCGACGUCUCAGCGAUGCUUCCCAAGCAUCGAACUUCCUAUACAUCGAACAUCGCUGCGACUGUCUGGGGCAACUGUGUGUACCUUUGUCUGGAGACAUCCAAUAGCGCCCGAGACGUCACUGAGAUUUUGUACAGAGUUCUUUGUUAGACUUUAUGUUGGAAAGGUCUCCAUGACUGUAGUCUCUGAGACAUUAACAGACAUAUAC
Molecule: messenger RNA, 2794 nt
Organism: Lytechinus variegatus (green sea urchin)
Lineage: Eukaryota; Metazoa; Echinodermata; Echinoidea; Temnopleuroida; Toxopneustidae
Exons: 3
Coding region: 106-1194 (362 amino acids)
Molecular function (GO): monocarboxylic acid transmembrane transporter activity
Source: RefSeq, a predicted model, not a curated record